Molecule: messenger RNA, 2664 nt
Organism: Corvus hawaiiensis (hawaiian crow)
Lineage: Eukaryota; Metazoa; Chordata; Aves; Passeriformes; Corvidae
Product: inner centromere protein-like
Exons: 20
Coding region: 46-2556 (836 amino acids)
Biological process (GO): mitotic cytokinesis; positive regulation of protein serine/threonine kinase activity; metaphase chromosome alignment
Cellular component (GO): midbody; meiotic spindle midzone; kinetochore
Molecular function (GO): protein serine/threonine kinase activator activity
Source: RefSeq, a predicted model, not a curated record
AGAAGCAGCAGCAGCUCCAGCUCUGGUUAGGCGGCGAGCAAGGCGAUGGCUGAGGGUCCCCAGCAGCUGCUGGAAGUGUGCCGGCUGAGGCUGUCCCGCUUCCUCUGCGAUGCCCAGCACAAGCGCCUGGCCUGGCUGCGGGAGGUGGAGGAGCAGGGCAUGAGGAUGCUCAAGAGCAGCUUCAGGGAUGAGCCCAUGCUCUUGCCCAAAACGCCAUCGCAGAGGAGGAAGCCCAGGAAAAGGCAGUCCUCCUGGAUGAGGGAAGAAAGCAAGGAGCUGAGCAGGAGGAGGUUGUCCCGAAGGAGGAGUGGUGUCAAGCUGCUGUCUUUCAGUCUGAAUUCCCAGCGGUGCCUGAGCCAGGAGCAGCCCCGCAGCCCUGGCUGUGAGGGGCAGGAUGCAUCCGUGCCCGGCCAUGCUCCGGGACCUCAGGCUGGCAUCGCACCCCAGCUCCCGGCUCUGCCCGGGAAGCAGCCUGUGGAAGCACAUGUUCCCGUGGCGGAUCUGGGUUGCCAGGAGUGUCCCCAGGGCGCUGCUGGGGGUGUUGCAGCCCCUCCAGCGGUUUUGGGGGAGCAGCCGCCUCCUGAGGGCGACGCAGCGGCCGAGCUGCAGGAGGUCCCUGGGAUCCCGGCUGAGCAGCCGGGGAGGGAUGGAGAGCAGGACGCCGGGAGAGCCAGCACCUCCACUCCCAAGGCCGCUCGGAAUGGCGAUCCUGCUGCGCUCCAGGGAGAUGGGUCUCCCCAAGGCCUCGAGACGCUGCUCUCCCAGGAUUCCCCCGGGAAAAGCGCGACAGAGCAAUCCAGGACGCGGCGCCGGAGCGGGGUGGGUGCCCCCUGCAAGAGCCGCAGGGCUUCCUUGGCGGCAAAAUGCUCCCUGGCCAGCAGGAGGGAGAACAUGAUCCGGAGAUCCAUCGGCAGGGCCAUGGCCAGGAAGGCAGCGGCGCGAGAGUCCUCCUCGGCCUCCAGCAGAGUGAGCUGUCACAGCUCCUUGGAGGCGUUUGUGGAAGAAGAUGCGACCGGCGGCGCAAGGCCUGAGCUGGAGCCAAAUUCCCCCAGGGAAAAGGCUCCCCGAGAUGCCCUCGUUCCAAGCACAAGUCCCCGAGCUGCCAGCUCUCCUGCACAGCACCUGUCCCCUCUGGAGCAGCAGGCAGGGAAUGCUGCAGGAAGCCAUGUAAAUCCUAACAGUGAGCCCCAGAAGAGCCAGGAACAGCCCCACUGUGCCAAGUCCCAGGAGAAUCCCUCCCGCAUGUGGGUGAGAGGCUGCAAGCAAGCCCUGGGUGUCCUGUGGCACGGGCAGCAGCCGGGGGGCCGGCCCUUCUCCCCCUUGGAUGAGAAGCACAAGGCCUCGGCAAACCAGGCUCCGUCGUCCCCCUCUCCGUCCAGCAAGGCUGUCAGGCCACUGAAGAACCUCCUGCAGGGACAAGGGGGUGGCAUCAAGGACUUCAUCAAGCGCAGCACUGCCACCCGGCCCAACCUGAAGGGAGACUUUGUUGAGAAGGAGAGGCAGAGACUGGAGAACCUCCGCAAGAAGCAGGAGGCUGAGGAACAGAGGAAGAAGAAAGUGGAGGAGGAGAAGAGACGGCGCCAGGCAGAAAUGAAGCAGAAGAGGGAAGAGCGCCUGAGGAAGGCCCUGCAGGCUCGGGAGCGCGCGGAGCAGAUGGAGGAGAAGAAGAAAAGGCGGAUGGAGCAGAAGAUCCUGCAGAGUGAUGAGAAGGUGCACAUCUCACAGGUGAGGGAAGAGAAGGUGGCAGAGGAGCUGAGCAAGAGGAAAACGUCCAGGAAACAUGGGGAAGCAGAGGCACGGAAGCAGAAAGCACUGAGAGGGGAGGAAAACGAGCAGCAAGAACCACUGCAGAGAAGAGAGGAUGAAGGGAAGGAAAGAGGGAAGAAAGUCUUGGAACUGAAGAACCUUCUGGAGCAGCAACAGCUGGGACAAGCAAAGGAGAGGGAUCCCAAGCAGCGAGGGAAGGAGAAGCCCCCCCAAGCACAGCGGGAGCCAGCGGCGUUGGCUGGCAAGGCCACCAAGGGGAAAGACAGUCCCAAAGAGCUGCCCCUUGGGCCGGAGAAAAGAUAUGAACCACCACAAUCCUUUUUCCCAGCUCUUAACAUCUGGCUCCAAGCAGAGAGGGGGGCAGACGGUCAGCAGCGGCUGGGAGAGGAGCAAAAACCCCUCCAACCAGCAGCCCCGGGGACGCAGCCGAGCGAAGCCGUCAUGGAAUCCCUCUCCACCUCCUGCCUCGGGUCCCCGCAGGGUGCUCAGGAGCCAGGGUCGCCCCCGGCUGAUGAGAACAGCUACGGGCUGGAUCUGAACAGUGACGACUCCACCGAUGACGAGAGCAACCCUCGGAAGCCCAUCCCUGCCUGGGCCGAUGGGGCGCAGCUCCAGCAGACCAUCGUGCACCAGUACUACCACCCGGUGGACGUGGACGCGCUGUUCGGGGCCAUCCCCAGCCCCAGGCUGGAGCACAUCUUCUACAAGAGCAAACCCCGCUACUUCAAGCGCACCAGCUCGGCCGUGUGGCACUCCCCGCCCGGCCCCUCCUGCACCUUCCAGAGCUGAGCCAAGGCACAGGAAGGGGUCUCUAGGGACUGUGUGUUCUACUGUAUUUACGAUUUUAACUUUUUUUCCUUCUUUUGUACAGAAAUAAAGUUGUUUAAUAAAGUCCAA